Messenger RNA from Prinia subflava (tawny-flanked prinia), 2525 nucleotides. RefSeq names its product DNA polymerase eta (gene POLH). Bases 1 to 2358 code for a protein of 785 amino acids. Gene Ontology annotation, molecular function: DNA-directed DNA polymerase activity; damaged DNA binding. Gene Ontology annotation, cellular component: nucleus; site of double-strand break; replication fork. Gene Ontology annotation, biological process: error-prone translesion synthesis; response to radiation. Lineage: Eukaryota; Metazoa; Chordata; Aves; Passeriformes; Cisticolidae. The record is from RefSeq and is a predicted model, not a curated record. The transcript is spliced from 10 exons.
AUGCGCCUUGGGGGGCACGGGGACACGGGGAGAACGCGGGCGCCGCGCACCGUCGCGGCGGGGACACGCGCACGCCCCACCGCGCGCCGGAGAACUACGGCUCCCGGCGUGCCCCGGGCGGAAAGUACGGGUGCCGCAAAGCAGCGGGCCGAGGCGGGGCUCUCCGCCCCACCGAGCGGGCGGUUAUUCAAUCAUUCACUCAGUCGGGCGGGAGCCGGUGGCGGCGGCGGGAUGUCGCGGGGCCGGGAGCGCGUGGUGGCCCUGGUAGACAUGGACUGCUUCUUCAUGCAGGUGGAGCAGCGCCUCGACCCGCAGCUGCGCGGCCGCCCCUGCGCCGUGGUGCAGUACACCGAGUGGCAGGGCGGCGGGAUCAUCGCGGUGAGCUACGAGGCGCGCGCCUUCGGCGUGUCCCGCGGGAUGUGGGCGUCGGAGGCGCGGGCGCUGUGCCCCGAGCUGGCGCUGGCCCGGGUGCCACAGGCGCGGGGCAAGGCGGACCUCACACGGUACCGGGAGGCCAGCGCCGAGGUGAUGCAGGUGCUGUCGCGCUUCGCCGCCAUCGAGCGCGCGAGCAUCGACGAGGCGUACCUGGACCUGACGGGCAGCGCGCGCCACCGGCUGCGCGAGCUGCGCGGGCGCCCCCUGGCGGCCGCGCUGCUGCCCAGCACCUUCGUGCAGGGACUGCCCGGAGAGCCCGGCCCCGAGCGCGGCGGGAAGGGCGCGCGCCCGGCCGAUCCCGGCGGGAAGGAGGAGCUGCGGCAGCGUGGUUUGGACGAGUGGCUGGCGUCACUGUCUUUCGAUAACCCUGACUGUCCUGACCUGCAGCUGACCAUGGGCGCAGUAAUUGUGGAAGAAAUUAGGGUGGCAGUGGAAGCAGCGACUGGAUUCAGGUGUUCAGCUGGCAUCUCGCACAACAAGACACUGGCAAAACUGGCCUGUGGGUUGAACAAGCCCAACCGGCAGACCCUGGUGUCCGCACGAUUCGUGCCGCAGCUCUUCAGCCAGCUGCCCGUCAGCAGCAUCCGUAACCUGGGAGGCAAGCUUGGCACUGCUAUCACAGACAUCCUGGGAGUAGAGUACAUCGGGGAGCUGACACAGUUCAGUGAGACUGAGCUCCAGACACAUUUUGGAGACAAAACUGGGUCUUGGCUCUAUGACUUGUGCAGAGGAAUUGAAGAGGAACCUGUAAAAAACCGGUACCUGCCCCAGUCUAUUGGCUGCAGCAAGAAUUUCCCUGGGAAGUCAGCCCUGGCCACACAGAAGGCGGUGCAGCACUGGCUCCUGCAGCUGGCCUUGGAGCUGGAGUCCAGACUGAACAAGGACAGGAGCCAGAACCGCCGCGUGGCCCGGCAGCUGAUGGUGGUGAUCCGCCAGCAAGGGGACACCCGCGUGUCACGUCUGUGCGCCCUGUCCCGCUAUGACGCGCAGAAAAUGUGCAACGACGCCUUCACCCUCAUCCAAAACUGCAACGUGGCUGGGGCUCACCAGGCAGCAUGGUCUCCACCGCUGAUUUCAGUGCAACUCUCGGCAAGCAAGUUCUCGGAGCCUGUCACCCUCUCUACAGGCAUUGCCACCUUCCUGACGGGUGAUACCCAGCCUGAUGACACUGCCACCACCAGCCAAAAUGCCACGUCUUGUGGGAGGGCCAGGGUCAAGUUCUUUAGGAGCCCGAGCAAAGAGCUUCGGCAGAAGCCAGCUAGUGCUAUUGAGUCAUUCUUCCAAAAGGCAGCAGAACGGCAGCCGGCACAGACAGCGGCAGCAACCAGCUCGCCCACUGGUGCCACUGCAGAGUCAGCUGUGCCCAGCUCCCCUGAGCACCAAGAGAGAGCUGCUGUUGGCUUGCGUGUUGGACUUCCCUCUCUGCAGUGUGACCUGAAGGCCCCUGUGAAGCAGAGUCCCAGCGAUGCCAGCCCUGCUUCUCUGUAUGAGAGGCUUUCCCGGGAGAAGUUGCCAUCAGAUGCUGCACAAACACCCUCAACUCCACCCAGCUCCAGGACCCUUCUGAAAUUACAACCAGCUAUGGAGGGAAAUGAGAAUUUGCCACCCUCUCCUGAGCUCACCCUGCCGCCUCCUGCCUCUCCAGGUGACCAGCAGCGCUGUGAGAAGUGUGGCCAGCUUGUGCUGGUGUGGGAGUUCCCAGAGCACAUGGAUUACCACUUUGCUCUGGAGCUGCAAAGCUCUUUCCUGGAGCCCAGCCCUCCCAUUGCUCCAGAAGCAGCUCCCAAUGCAAAGACUGUGACUUCCAGGUCUCCUGCCAAGGGAAAGAACAAGGCCAAGACUCCAGCAGGAUCUAGUGCAAAACGACCCAAAGAAGCUGUGACAAGAACUUUAGAUUUUUUCUUUAAGCCCUUACCUCCUUAACUCCCAGCCACAAUGGGUGUUUUUAAAGAAUCGGGUUUUUUAAAGAAUCGGGUUUUUUAAAGAAUCAGUGUUUUUAAAGAAUCAGUGUUUUUAAAUAUGGUUAAAAGUUUUUAUAUUGCCUUUCAGGUUUUAAUGCCAAGAAGUCUAAUAAAUUAUCUCCACCCCAA